UUGGAGCAUUGCUGGUAUGCAACAGACAUGUUGAAUAGGGGGAACUCCUUACAGUGGUGGGGUAUGUUAGCUGAGUGUGAAGUAUACGUGUAAGUUGUCAUGCAUUAAGUAACGCAGUCCUUCUCCUUACAGGGUAAUGGUCACACAAAGAGCCAUGUACAGGAUACAUCAUCACAAGGAGGGAUAACAGCCUACUAAUUUACCAUCAACUUAUGUAAGACUGUUAGGACUUCUUCCACAACCAUGGGCAACAAAUCUGGGAAGCGAGAGUAUACUAUUGAUGAUGACACUGCAAGCACAGUGUCAUCGAGCUCACGAAAAGGUCACUUUAUUAAACCAGUGGGGAAACAAGAUAUAGAUAUUCUAAAACAGUAUGAACCCAGAGGGACGGAACAGUUUCCAAGAGGAACAGAACAAAUCCCUGGAAGAAUGGAACAGUUUCAAAGAGCAGAUCAAGCUAUCCGGCGAACAGAAGAAAUUCCUGGAGGAACAACAGAGCAGUUUCUUAGGGGACCAGAACAUCUUUCUAAAAGUCCAGAACAUUUGCCUGGCAUAACGACCCUAGUUCUAGGACAACAGCCUUUCCUCCAAGGAUGGUGGAGCAGCUGUCUGGUUCUAAGAUGGCAGAAAGUGGAGAAGCCUCCUCACAACUCAGUUCAGGGUAUGUGUCCCAGAGUAGCUCUGGUGCAUCAUCUCAAGGAGUUGUUCCAACAUCUUCACCCACCAAAGCUUCUCCGACAAGCCAAGCUCCGCCCACGGAACAUAAUAAUCCACAUGCAAAUCAUUUGGUAGCAAGGCGUAGCAAGUCUGUGGAUCAUACUUUAGAUCCGCCGAUGAUGUCUCAACAAGCUAUAGAUGCAUUUAACAAGGCCAUGAAUAAGACUUCUCCUAUAAGCAUUCCUGGUUUCAGUAGAAGACUUUCACAAGAUGAGCUUGGACAUAAUCCUAUGUUAAAAUCUGUAGCUCACUUGAAAAACAGAGAAUCUCCUAAACUACCUCCAAAGCACCAUUCUCCGAAAUCUUCACCGAAAAUAACUCGGAUCAAUGUAACUGGACAUAUUGGGGCUGGUGGAAUGCCCAGAAAUUUCUCAUCUCCAAAACUUUCGCGGCGUUUCACUAAACGACUUCCAGGACAACAGUUGAAACUGACAAAGUCCUUUGAAGAUCUGCAGUUGAUAAUACCUGAAAUGGACAACCCAACUCUCCCAAAUGAAACCAAGCCUGUUAUCUUCCACAGCAAUGUAUGCGACUUUGGGGCAAUUAGCGAGGAUGGCUUGUCUUUUGUGAAGGAGACAGACUCAGGAAGGUUAACACCAGUGACACUGCUGAUUGGGUUGAUCUGCACCAGCCUGACCAAUGGGAAGAGAGGAUACAUCCCUGUCAACUAUGUGAAGGUGGAUGAUAACUCCCCUCAGGCCCAGGACUGGUGGUUUGACUGUAGCCGGCAUGAUGGGGAGGCGUGGCUGAAAAGGGAGGGCGUGAUGACAGGCAGCUUCCUCGUUAGGGCUUCGGCAGACAAAAAUUCCUAUGCAUUGUCUGUGCGGUGUCUAUGAAGCAGACGGCAGAAC
Molecule: messenger RNA, 1568 nt
Organism: Haliotis rubra (blacklip abalone)
Lineage: Eukaryota; Metazoa; Mollusca; Gastropoda; Lepetellida; Haliotidae
Product: proto-oncogene tyrosine-protein kinase Src-like
Exons: 6
Coding region: 594-1553 (319 amino acids)
Source: RefSeq, a predicted model, not a curated record